Molecule: messenger RNA, 1029 nt
Organism: Dermacentor silvarum
Lineage: Eukaryota; Metazoa; Arthropoda; Arachnida; Ixodida; Ixodidae
Exons: 4
Coding region: 1-1029 (342 amino acids)
Source: RefSeq, a predicted model, not a curated record
AUGGUACGUGCCGCAGCCGAAGUGCGCACCAUCAUCGCCAUCGGAUCGGCGUGUUCCCGGCCAGCGGCAGCGGCACGAAAGCGAGGCUCGUGGCUGUGUGACCGCCGUUGUGCUCGAACGGCCGCUCGACUGUCGGCUCUCCCCAUGGGCGGAGGACAGCUCGAAGACGCCGCGGCGAGCAGCCGUCGCCAGCAGCAGCAUUCAGCCGGGCCGCCGUCGUCGGCAGCGGCUGACGCAGCCCUGCUCACGGCCGACGCGCUCAGCCGCGGCGGCCAAGAGGUAGCCGCCGGCGGCGGCCGUGACUGCGACACGCCACAAGCAACGACGACCAUCAGCGGCGACGGCAACCACAACCACCCGCUGGUCUGGCUGGCCAUCCUCAAGGUGGGCCUCCUGGCGGACCCAGCCUGGUCCUCGGGCGACAUGCACGAGCGGGCGCGCCGCCUGUGGCUCGCCUUUCACCGGCUGGAACCGCCAGACGGGCAUCUCAGACAGAUGGCGGUAGAGGCGGCGCCUCCGUGGGAGCCCCUGGCCGCGACUCUGUGGAAGAGCAUCGCCGCCGUGCGAGACUUGUGGGAACAGCAGCCGCCGGCAACGGCGACGCACACAACGCUCGCGGCGGCCGCGCUGUUUCUCUGGCAGGAAUGCGCCCACUGGCCAGGCCACGAGGGCAACAGUCAACAGUCAAGCUUUGCAGUCAACAGCCGGAGGGCCACCUGCUGUUGCUCCUGCUGCCCCCACCAGGGGCCCUCCUGGUCCGACGCCGCAUUGCUACAAGCAACUGCCAACGACUACGAGCUCCCUACAGACAAGGGUCCUCGGUGGCAGAUGGACUACGACUGGGGACUGAGACAGGCGAAGUUACUCCACGCCGUGUGGGCAACCAGCCCAUGCCCGGCGAUGCGCUGCUGCCCGAACGUCGGCAAGCCCUGGCCCUGGGAAGGGGCCGAACUCUUGCUUCCCCUGGUGCUGUCCCAUGGCCUGUCCUGGGCGGCCCUGGUGCGUGCCGGGACCGCCCCGUGCGCCUGA